GACAGGUUCAGCUCAUACAGCUUUUGCGCGAAGCUGACGGCAAAUGGGCUUGGAUCCGGAUUCGAAUGGCGCUGGUCUCUCCCUCAUCCCUCAGACCCUCACUCUACUGGUUUAGGGCCACUGCAUGGGCUAUCUGCCCGCCUGCUGGUCGGCCAGCACGGAUGCCGUGUGUGAGAGUGCAUCCAAGUUGGACGACAUCUCUAAUCUACGGAUGCCCUUGACUCUUGAGUGAGGACGUCGACGCGGAGCAACCUCUAAAAGGUUCUUGCCCAUCAGGACCGCAGUGCAUUACAUUGCAGUACAAAGCUGCUCCUGCACCAUGAAGGAUGGGGGAUAAGUUGAGGCUUCCGGAGAUGGGGCAUCGAGGCACCGUCCCUGCCGCCGACUUCCGACACGAAACCCGGCACGCCUGAACGGGGCUCACUAGCGCACUUCAGAUGGUAAUAUGGUAACCUGGAUGAUCCGGGAGUGACGUUAUUUUAGGCUGCGUUCUCGCAGAGCAGUAUGUAUGCGGGCUCUUUGCGCUGAUCGGCAAGCCGGAUCGGUCAGACGCUACGAUUCGGCCAAAACUACAUCUCAAUAUUCCACACGUGCAUCACUUGUACAUAAUUCACUGCAUCUGGAGGCCCGGCACGAGGUCGGAGGUGCAAGCAAGAAUCGCAAACAUCUUUGGAGCUCUCUAGGUUACAACCCGCGAACCUUAUUGUAACCAGCUGUGCAUUCACAUUUUUCCGUUGUCAUUCUCAACAAUGCGGAUGACUGCGCCGUCUCAGUGCCAGUUGGCCCGCGCUGGCCACGCUAGCCACAGCUUCCAGGGGCCUCGUUCGCCCGCGCCCUGGGCACUCCCGCGUGUCCGCGUGCUCACCGCGCAUAGCUCUCGGAACUCUGACGCCGUCAGCAACAGGACUGCAAGCGGUGAUGACAUGCAUGGGGCGACGACGGUGCCGGCCCAGCUAAACGCCGCUGGCUCGGUGCAUGACAACGGAGGCGAGGUGCCGCUGCUGGCGGGGCGUCGUGCGGUGCUGCUGGGAGGCGCCGUUGGCGCAGGCAGCCUACUAGCUGCCGCUGCCGCGCCGCCGUCAGCACCGACUGCCGUAGCAGCGGCGGCGGCUGUGCCCGCGGCGGAGCUGGCGGCCGCGGCGGCGCCAGCCGGCCCUAUUGAGGCUGCUACGUCGGGACUGCGCGCCUGGCAGGCUCUGCGGGAGCCCUCCCUCAACAGGGGCCUGGCCACGCCCGCCGCCGUGCGCCGCGAGCUGGGCCUGGAGGGGCUGCUGCCGGCGCCCGUGACGCCGCCGGAGCUGGAGGUGGCGCGCGCCGCCGCCGGUGUGGAGCGGGCGGGCGCGGGCGGGCCGCUGCUGGCGUACGAGGCGCUGAUGGGGCUGCGGGAGCGCGACCGCGACACGUUCUUCGCGCUGGUGCAGGGCGACGUGGAGCGCUACCUGCCGCUCAUCUACACGCCCACGGUGGGGGACGCCUGUGUGUCGUGGGGCAGCCUGCUGCUGCGCCCCACCGGCCUCACCAUCAGUCUGGCGGACGCGGGCCGGGUGCAGCAGCUGGUGGACAACUGGGCGGCGGGGCAGCCACAGGCCCGCAUCGCGGUGAUCACGGACGGCGAGCGCAUCCUGGGCUUGGGCGACUUGGGUGCGCAUGGGCUGGGCAUACCCGUGGGCAAGGCCGCGGUGUACGGCGCCGCGGGCGUGGAGCCGAGCUGGGUGGUGCCGGUGGUGCUGGACGUGGGCUGUGACACGCCCGAGGUGGUGACGGACCCUCUGUACGUGGGUCUGCGGCGGCGGCGCGAGCGCGGCCCCGCCUACUACCAACUGGUGGACGAGGCAGUGGCGGCGCUGCGGCGCACCUACGGCCCCGGGCUCCUGGUGCACUGGGAGGACGUGGGGGGCAGCCACGCAGUGCCGCUGCUGCAGCGGCUGCAGGCUGCGGGUGUGCCCACCUUCAACGACGACAUCCAGGCCACAGCCGCGGUGGCGCUGGCGGCGCUGCUUGGGGCGGAGCGGGUGCCGGGUGUGCCGCCGCUGCAGCAGCAGACCUUCCUGUUCUUCGGGGCGGGACAGGCCAACCUGGGUGUUGCGGCGCUGCUGGUGUCGGAGCUGGUGUCGCGCGGCGUCAGCGAGGAGGCGGCGCGUGGGGCGGUGUGGCUGGUGGACAGCAGGGGCUUGGUCACGGACGACAGGCCCAACCUGUCCCGCUCCAAGGCCGUGUUCGCCAAGCCGCGGCCGCCCGCCCUGGGCGCGCCCGGCAGCAGCGGCCUGGCCAGCCUGGGGCUGGGCGCCAGCAACGCCGUCGGCGGCGGCGCAGGCGGCGGGGCCGCAGGUGGCGGCGGCGGCGACAGCCUGGCCGACCUGGUGCAGGGGCUGCGGCCCACGGCGCUCAUCGGGGCGGCGGCGGUGGGCGGCGCCUUCGACCGCGAGGUGCUGGAGCUGCUGGCGCAGGUCCAGCCGUCUGGCUCCUCCCGGCCCAUCGUGUUCGCGCUGUCCAACCCCACCUCCAAGGCCGAGUGCUCCUUUGAGCAGGCGUGGCGCUACACGGGCGGCCGGGCGGUAUUCGCGUCGGGGACACAGUUUGCUGCGCUCACGGCGCCGGCCCCCAGCCGCAGCCUGUUCGACGCCCUCCUCCCUUCCAGCUCCUCCCACAACAGCACCACCAACAACAACAGCUCCAACAACAGCAGCGGCAGCCCCGCCGGCGGUUUUGCCUACGGCGGCCGCACGCUGGUUCCCGCGCAGGCCAACAACUGCCUGGUGUUUCCGGGCCUGGGGCAGGGCUGUGUGGUCAGCGGCGCGGUGGCGGUCACCGACGGCAUGCUGCUGGCGGCGGCGCGGGCGGUGGCGGCCAUGGCCACUCCCGCGGACCUGGAGGCGGAGUGCGUGCUGCCGCGUGUGGGGCGACUGGCGGAGGCAGCCGUGAAGGUGGCGGCGGCGGUGGCGUCCGCGGCAGCAGUGGACAUGGUGGCGACCGUGGGCGUGGGCGCGCCGGCCGGCAGCAGUAGCAGCAGUAGCAGCGGUGGCGCCAGUGGCACGGGCGGGGCGUCCUGCAGUCGGGAGCUGCUGCUGUCUUCUUCGGCCGCAGCGGCGCCGGGCGCGGCCAAAGGGCCGGCGAAGGCGGCGGCAGGGCGUGGAGGCAGAGGCGGCAGCGGUGGAGCUGGCAGCGUUGGGGACACAUCGCAACUGGAGGAGUGCAUUCGCAAGCUCCAGUACCGGCCGCUGUGACUUUUAGGCAAGCAACAAGCUCGGUUGCAUGAGUGGUGUAGGCCCCUGGAUUACAGAUGCUGACGCCGGUUCCUGCCAUCAACAGGGCGUUUUUGGAACACCGUGUCGUGCUGUUGGCUGCGCGCAAUUCCACUAUUCAACGUAUGAGUGUAAAAAGCCCAACUC
Messenger RNA from Chlamydomonas reinhardtii, 3389 nucleotides. RefSeq lists its product as uncharacterized. Gene Ontology annotation, molecular function: malate dehydrogenase (decarboxylating) (NADP+) activity; NAD binding; malate dehydrogenase (decarboxylating) (NAD+) activity. The transcript has 13 exons. Gene Ontology annotation, biological process: malate metabolic process; pyruvate metabolic process. Bases 750 to 3224 code for a protein of 824 amino acids. The record is from RefSeq and is a predicted model, not a curated record. NCBI's taxonomy places the organism in Eukaryota, Viridiplantae, Chlorophyta, Chlorophyceae, Chlamydomonadales, Chlamydomonadaceae.